Perca flavescens (yellow perch) is the source of this 2447-nucleotide messenger RNA. Its product is annotated as sphingomyelin synthase-related protein 1. Gene Ontology annotation, biological process: ceramide biosynthetic process. The transcript has 10 exons. Bases 240 to 1748 code for a protein of 502 amino acids. The record is from RefSeq and is a predicted model, not a curated record. Gene Ontology annotation, molecular function: protein binding; ceramide cholinephosphotransferase activity; sphingomyelin synthase activity. Lineage: Eukaryota; Metazoa; Chordata; Actinopteri; Perciformes; Percidae. Gene Ontology annotation, cellular component: endoplasmic reticulum membrane; Golgi membrane; plasma membrane.
UGUUAUCGUAGCCUAGCACCGCCGAUAAACUAGCUAGUUAGCCUGGUUGGUUGGUUCAUGAUGGAAGACGCCAGUAACGUUACUGCUGUGUGCUCUGGAGAGCAUCUCUUAUUAAGAUGGCUUCAGCGUUUCAUCUCUUUUCAAAGUCUGACCUGAAUCUGUAUACACACUCCGAACCAUGCUGGGCCAAGGAAGAGUCCAGGUGACAGAGUUGAUUCAUAAAUCCAACAUUUGGAAGAAUGUUUCUGUGCCUGCGAACAGCCUCCACAGCCUCUACGAUGCUGAAGAUCCAGAUCCAACAGCAAAGCCAGGAAAUUCCUGUUGGGGUAGAUGGCUCUCUUCUCGAUCAAUUUCUGCAAAGCCCGUUUGAGCGUGAGGUGAUGGUAGAUCAUGAGGUCCCUUUGCAGGCUGGGCCCGACUGUCUCUUUAAUCCAACUCGUCCUCCGCUUGAAAGCUUCUUUGAAAGGAGCCAUUGUCACAUUAUAGACUUAAAUUCUGCAAGCCUUCAGAGUGAGGAAAAGGCAAUGACCCAACUGAGUGUCCGUCGCUGGACGCCCAAGCAUGUUGCCAAGUGGCUGAGGGAAGAGGGCUUCUGUGACUAUGUGGACUUGCUAUGCAACAAGCACCGACUGGAUGGCACCAGCCUGCUCGCCCUCAGCGAGUAUGACCUCCGCUCACCACCUCUGGAGCUCAAGGUGCUGGGGGACAUCAAGCGGCUGAUGGUGUCCAUCCGCAAACUACAGAAACAGAACAUUGAUGUGUUGGAGGAGCUGGGUCUUCCCUUUGAUGGCUCUCCCACAGGCACCGGAGGCAGUUUGGACUGGCUGUGUAAUGGAGAGUCAGGCAGAGACUGUGACAGCACUGACACCGCACCAGUGGGAGAGGAGUAUCACCAGUACACUAAUGGGAAGUACAAGCUGCAGACGAGGCGCCUGGAUCCAGAGUACUGGAAGACAGUGCUAAGCACCAUCUAUGUGGUAUUUGUGUUUGGGUUCACGUCCUUCGUCAUGGUUAUAGUGCAUGAGAGGGUGCCUGACAUGCGAACAUACCCUCCGCUGCCAGAUAUAUUCCUAGACAGUGUGCCUAGAAUACCAUGGGCCUUUGCCAUGGCAGAAGCAUGUGGAGUGAUCCUCUGUAAUAUCUGGUUGCUGGUUCUGCUGCUUCAUAAACACAGGUCUAUCCUUUUGCGGCGCAUGUGCAGCCUCAUGGGGACGGUGUUCAUGCUGCGCUGUAUCACCAUGUUUGUCACCUCCCUGUCUGUGCCAGGACAGCACCUGCAAUGCUCAGGAAAGAUGUAUGGUGACAUGUGGGCCAAACUGCAGCGAGCUGUGGCCAUCUGGAGCGGUUUUGGGAUGACCCUGACAGGAGUGCAUACAUGUGGUGACUACAUGUUCAGCGGCCACACUGUGGUCAUUACCUUGCUCAACUUCUUUGUCACAGAGUACACCCCACGAAGCUGGAACUUCAUUCACACGUUGUCCUGGGUCUUGAAUCUCUUCGGCAUCUUCUUCAUUUUGGCUGCACAUGAACACUACUCGAUUGACGUCUUCAUAGCGUUCUACAUCACUACCAGACUCUUCUUGUACUACCACACUCUAGCCAACACCCGGGCCUACCAGCAGAGUCGACGAGCUCGCAUCUGGUUCCCCAUGUUCUCCUUCUUUGAGAGCAAUGUCAACGGGCCCGUCCCCAACGAGUACAGUUGGCCUCUCUCUAGACCUGCUGUGAUGAGGAGGCUUAUUGGAUAAUGAACAGCAGCAGCGGUACUGUCAGACACGUCUUAGCCUGUGCUGUUUUAGUCUGCUUUGUCAAGUUGCCAACUGAGGCAGUGUGUGAUAUCUUCAUCAACAAAGACUACUGUUGUGAUCCUGUUAGCACCGAGGCCUGAUGGGAUACACAGAGCCAUACCUUCUUAUAUUCCUGGGCUUGUCUUCAAACCUGCCUCCCCUGCCACCAUUUUUUAGGCGGAUUAAACAAAAUCCACAAAACACUGCAGAGUUUUUUAGAAGCCCCAUUAACACUCUUUGCUUGAUUUGAAAAGUGAACACAGUGGAGAUGUGUCUCAUUUAUUGGUUGUUUAUUUGUCCUCUAAAGGGAUAUCAUUUUAUGUAGCAUUAACUGCAUUUUUCAGUACCUCUCAACUUAAAGACUUACUUAUAUGUUUGUUAGAGUAUAUUUGGAUAGCACAUGAUAAAAGGAAGCCACAUCGAAAAAUUCUCAGGCAGCAGUGUCCGUAAUCCUUCGCAGCAGUUUGCCAUUUUCUGUGCAGUUAAAAUACCUAUUCAUUUCAGUGUUAUGAAUCUGGAUUCUUGACUGAAAGCUUUGGCUCACCUCCCACUUUGUAAUUUAUCAAAACAUUACUCUAUAGACCACUAUUAAAGGAACACGCCGACUUAUUGGGAAUUUAGCUAACCCCCAGAGUUAGACAAGUCGAUACAUACCCUUCU